Messenger RNA from Spirodela intermedia, 11941 nucleotides. Lineage: Eukaryota; Viridiplantae; Streptophyta; Magnoliopsida; Alismatales; Araceae. The record is from the annotation of a GenBank genome assembly.
AUGACUCACCCUAAGCGGCCACUGCGCGCUACAUCCACCACCUCUUCCUCCGCCGUCAGGAACAGCGCAAGCGCCAAUCACAGUGGGGGACCGUUCGUUCCUCCUUCCCACCGCUCGCCUUGCUCUCCUGUCAUGAAGAAGGCCAAGUCCCAGCAGGCCCCAGGCGCGGCAUGCUCCCUCGACAAGAAUGGGCUCCAUCAGCCGCAGCAUCAACAGGCCCCAGGCGAUGAAGGUGGCCUUGCGGACGAGGACGCUAUGCUCGUCGAGCAUGACGGCCUCAAGGCCGCCGCCGCUGAUCCCAUCCCGUCGACUGCGCUUACCACGGGGGCUGCUGCCAAUCUUACCAGGAAGAAGGCUAUUCCUCCGCAGCCCGCUGCCAAGAAGCAACUGGUGAUUAAACUCGUCAAAGGUGCUCUUGUUCUCUGCAUCUAUGUUGUCUUCGGUCCAAUCCAUUCCCCCCUAGCAUUUCCUAACUUUCGAUUCAUUUAGCCGCCCAUAUUUCCUGUUCACGUUUCCAUCGUGUAUGCUCUGGACUCUGAUUUUUCUGCCACCGUUGUGGGCGAAAUGAAUGGGUGCUAUUCUUUGGCACUUGGACCAAGAAGGCAGGCUCCUGAAGAGACAUUUUCAAGCGUUAUGCUGAUCCCAGAUGUGUUCCUAGUUUUUUUCCGACAGCGCAGAGGACUCCAUGAUAGCUAGCGCUAAUCACGGCUGGUGUGCAUAGGCAAAGUGACGCUGUGAUCUGAGGAUAAUUACUCACUUUCCCUUUUCUUUUUGGCCGUCAUCUCCGACACACAUGGUGACCCAAGUGGGGAAAUAAAACUUAUCUAUGGUUUCACCACUGUACAGUAACGCUUAUACCAAUUCCUGGGUCACGUAUGCUAUCCUCACUUAUGCUAUGCCAUUGUUCUAGUCGUAGAAGAUGAAAUUCCACAUGGUGUAGAAGAUGCAAGUAUUUAUGAAUGAAUAUAAAGGGGAAGAAGGAAAAUAGCAGGUCAUUCUAAGAGAUGUAUAUAGCUGGAAGGAGAAAUAAAUCAGUGAUUCAUCAUAUUGGUCUUUUGAUAGGUGGUUGGCAACUGGAAGAACAUUGUUCUGUUAAUUGAUUUGUAAAGGUAAAAGUAGGGGAUGAGAGAUAACUUAGAUAUGAUUCAAAUUAGCAAAAUGAUCGGCCAAGAAAUGAAGAUUUUAUAUAUCAAUCAGAUGAUUCAUUAUAUUGUAGGUCAGAUGACAUUUUAGCGAGCUAGCCUUGUACUCGUUUUGCAUAACAUUUUUCCAGUCGUUGAGUUUGACCUAUUUGGUACUACUCCAGGUUUAUGGCCCAUUUAGUCUCUCACCUAUUCCUUCAAAGAGUGGAUAGAUCUAGGCGGUUCAAAGCAUCCGUUUAAAUCCUUCUCUAAAUCUAUGCUUGUUGUUUUCCGUUCUAGAUAGUCUAUUAAGAAUGACACUCUAUGAAAAAAAUAUCGCUACAUAAGGAGGACAUGUUGAAUCCCAACAUUGUAGCAGCUGAAGAACAUUUCCAAUCUCUGAAGUCAUUGUGGCAGCUUUUGCGAUUGUCUAAAACACUUAAAGUCAGCAUUCUCAAGCUUCAUCUCCCAAAUACACGACCUAUAGAUGCAGGAAAAAUUCCAGCUUCUUGGUUGCCAGUUUCAAUUUAAGUGGGAACUUCAACAUGAAUAGAUUGAAUUUCAAUGGGAGAUCUUUUAUACAUUCACUUUUCGUGAUCAAUGUUAUGUAUUUUCAUAAAUAUGCCCAUGUUUCUUGAAAAUAAUUCUUUUUUUUUUUCUGAAAGUCAUUUUUCUUGGUCAGUUGAGAGCUUAUUUGUAACUUUUUAUUAUGCAUUUAUAUUUAUUAAUUGAUUUUUUUUUCUCCCUCACUAAGGCAAGCCAAAAUUACCAACCAAUUUUGAAGAGGACACCUGGGCAAAAUUGAAGUCAGCUAUUACCGGUAUAUUUUUAAAGCAGCCUGACCCCUGUGAUUUAGAAAAGCUCUAUCAGGUGAAUUCAUCCGAUAUGUCUUGUUGUAGUUACUAUUUAAUCAUGUCUUAACUUAUUUAGUAAGUGCAGUGCCAAUAAACUCUUCCUGUUGCGUGUAGGCUGUUAGUGAUCUUUGUCUUCACAGGAUGGGGGGAAAUCUUUAUCGACGUAUUCAGAGAGAAUGUGAAGUACACAUAUCUACAGCACUACAAUCAUUGGUUGGGCAGAGCCCUGACUUGGUAGUAUUCUUGUGUUUGGUAGAGAAAUGUUGGCAGGACUUCUGUGAUCAGAUGCUAAUGAUUCGUGGUAUAGCAUUGUAUCUCGAUAGAACGUAUGUCAAGCAAACUCCAAAUGUUCGGUCUUUAUGGGACAUGGGCUUGCAGCUUUUUCGCAAACAUCUUUCAUUCUUCACGGAAGUAGAGCAUAAAACCGUCACUGGGCUUCUAAGAUUAAUUGAGCGGGAGAGGUAUGUAUCCCUAACUCUGUUCGUUGUUUUCUGCAAUGCUAAACAUUGGGGAUUUUGAAGUUAUACCACUUUCUCAUUCUUUGUUCUAGUUGUAGCAUACUGAUACUGUUCUUCUCUGAGGACCUAUAAUCUAUGUUUACUAUGGUACAGUAUCGGUUUUUACUCAUUAUGAGGCUUGCAUAAGCUGUGUUCGAUAAACAACAUUUCUGGUUUGAACUAAGAUAAAAAUCGUGGGCAUAGGUGAUAGAAAUCGUGGUUCUUUCGGAGGGAUUUUUCAAACAAUGGAAAUCUAUCUACAUCUCGUUGAAAAGAGACAUUGAUGGUUGUUCUGGCAUAAACGGCUUUUUUUCUGAUGUUUGUUUUGGGGGAAGUUCAUUAAAGGCACUGCAUCUCAAAUAACAGUAGGUUGGUGCAUUGACCAUUUUACACAAGAAUAAGGUGACAAAAGCAAGGCGGUGGUCUACUAUCUUCUCAAUUCGAUUGCUUGCGAUGAUACCUCACAAAGUGUGGUUUGAUGGACAAUUCCGAUAAACAUUAUGAUAUUCAAACGCGUAUCUUAUCCCAUUCCAAUUUUAUGUCAAUAUUGUUUGAUGAACCGUCAAGUACUUCUCCCUAUCUUUGGCAUAUAGUUGCAGGGAUUAGCUUUGUAUUGUAUCAGAUUAUUUCUUUUUGUCCAAAGUGUUUUUUUUUACAUUUCAUGGAAAUAUCUCGGGAACAAUUAAUUAAACUAGGAUUUAGGAUACAUAGGGCAGCCUACCUAUUCUCUAUGGGGUCCAUAUCCUGAUGGUUCUUGUGUCAGGUCUCAGGCCAUACUAGCCAGCUGCAUAAUGGUUGAGGGGCUGUGUCUAUAAGAAUGGAUGUGAUAUUAUAGAUAGGACUGGGGUGUGUUGCAUGGUUCAUUUACUUGGCCGGAUCCGGUGAAACUUGGUUUUAGGCCUGGCCCUCAGUUUUUUUAAUUUUUUGAUUUGUUUGCUGAUAACAUCCCUAAUGUUUGUAAGGCUUGGCUUUUGAAGCUGACUGUGCUAGCUUGUUGAGCUCAAAGAUGAAAUGUGACGUGUUGCCAUUUGAUAAACGUGUUUUAGUCUAUUUUCAGUCAUCUAUUUUCUGUGGAAUUUACCGAUGUUAUUUGCUUUGUAAGUAUCUUUUCUCACCUAAGACCAUCUACUGGGGCGUAUAAUUUAGAUUGAAUCCCUCAGUGCUUUCUUUUGUUGAGGAUGGUUUUUUAAGAUGUUUGUGUAAUUUCUGCCAAAACUACACUUGAAGCCAAAGGGCUCAAGGACGUGCUGGAUCUUGGGGACACUGGAAAGCUACAUAGAAGACUAAUACAUUGGAGAUUUUAUUUUAAUCUAUAUUUAUCAGGAACCGGAGUAAACAUCAAAAUUUUACAACCAUUGUUUGAUUUCCUCAUUUACAUUUUUUGUGAUUAGAUACACCAAGUUUGGUUCCAUUCCACCUUCUUCGUACCAAUUGUUAUUUAAAAUAUUUCCAAUCUACUGUUCUUUAUUCCGCUUUCAUCUUUCAUGUUCUUGACUUCAGGGAUCAUUUUAUUAAAAAACUUUUAGGGACAACGACGGUAAGAUUCGGCAUAAAGUAUCUUCCCAACAGAUAAUGAAAGUGUGACAUGUUCAUGAGUAGAUUAUCCUCUGCCGCUCCCAUAUCUAUGCGUUGUGAGAAAAAUAAGAAGACCUUGCAACAGCAAUGAAGGAUAAUGUAAUCUGAAGAAUUCAAAUAUCUCUUAAAUAAAAUAAAAAAUUAUAAUUUCCUUUCUUUGCAAAAAGUACGCCGCACUAUAUUCGAAUUGAGGUAUAAAAUGGAUGAAUAUGAAACAGCAUGGAUUCAGUUGUUCUGUAAUAAGGGAACAACAAUUUUUUUAACUAGUGAUUAGUCUUUUUAAAGAUAUUUAAGUAAUUGACAGGGAAAUGUUAUAUGCCAAAUGGUUCUUCACCUAUAUCACUGGAUUCUCCGAGCAGAUACAGGUGAAAAUGAAAGUAGAAGUGUAAUGCUCUUUUUCAUGAAAGUCUUAUAAAUAAAGAGACAGUUCGAGCUGAGAUUUUGGAUCUCAAAAAUCUAAGAGUAUAUCUACCAAAAGACAUUUUCAUUUUGUUCUUAAUAUUAAGAGGGAAUUAUCCACAACAUCAAUUGAGGCCUUUACAGUCCAAUGUACAUCAAACGCUUUCUAUAUGACGAAUACACUGAUUAGUAUUCUUGAAAGCAUAAUGGCUUUGUUGAGAGAGACUGGUGUGUAAAUUAUCAUCUUGAUGAUGUCUUGUACAAUUCUGGACUCUGUAUAAUCUUUUAAAUAUUGAAUUAUCUUUUUAUCUUCUAAUUUUGUAUUUCUUUUCUCUCAUUCAUGAUUCUUGCUAUAUUCUAAAGUUAAUUCAAAGUUACCUAGAGACUUAAAUCAGAUUAAAAAUAGCCUGAUUAUAACUGUAACACCAGGGAGAGACGUUUCAACAGUUGGUUUAGUAAAACUGAUUUCCUUUUUUAAUGUAUUUAUGAAUGCUGGGUAUUUUGCUUUAAAUCUUAGCGGAUUGGUUGUAAUUUAUUCUCUUACUUUGUAAUCAUUGCUUCACAGUCUAUGUGCUCAUUUGGUUUCGAUAUGUAUAUCAGAUCAGGUGAAGCGGUUGAUAGAACGCUUCUCAAUCAUCUAUUGAAGAUGUUUACUGCCAUAGGAAUCUACACAGAGAGAUUUGAAAAACCAUUUCUUGAAUGCACUUCUGAAUUUUAUGCCUCUGAAGGUGUGAAAUACAUGCAGGAAUCGGAUGUUCCUGAUUACUUGAAACAUGUGGAGGUGCGUUCUUCAGAGUUGAUUUAUCAUGUUUCUCAUGAUUUCAGUGCUUACGUCAUGUUUCAUUCUCAUCUCUUUACUUUUUUAUUCAUUUGAUAGAAUAUUUGUAACUUUUUUCACAUAAAUCAUACAUCAUAAGCUUAAGUUUUGAUUCGAAAGAAACAUUGUAAUGUAUGUAAACAGUUGAGGCUACAUGAAGAGCAUGAAAGAUGCUUGCUCUACCUAGAUGGAAGUACGGGAAAGCCUCUGGUGGCAACUGCUGAAAGGCAACUUCUUUCUUGCCAUGUAUCUGCAAUUCUUGAUAAGGUGAACAGCCCUACGUUGCCUUAUUUACACUUUCCCUCUUGAAACAUUUCUUUUAAUUAUGAUAAUACUUUUCUGUUGUCUAGGGAUUCACAGUGCUGAUGAAUGGAAGUCGCAUUGAUGAUCUCCGACGAAUGUAUAACUUGUUUUCGAGGGUUAAUGCCUUGGAAUUAUUAAGACAAGCCCUCAGCUCUUACAUCCGGGGAACUGGACAGGGAAUUGUUAUGGAUGAAGAAAAAGAUAAGGACUUAGUUUCCUGUCUCCUAGACUUUAAGGCUACUGUUGAUACUAUUUGGGAGGAAGGUUUUUUCAGAAAUGAAUCAUUUUCCAACACAAUAAAGGAUGCAUUUGAGCAUCUCAUCAAUCUCCGUCAGGUGGGCCAUAUUUCUUUCCUUCUAUUUUUAAUCUUUUUAUUCUAUUUGCUUACCCAACUUCUGUUGGAAUGGGUUUCUACUCUAUUUGAGUUAAAAAAUUUGAUAUUCAAGAAACAUUUGAGGUAUUUGGGCAAAAUAGCUACUCAAAGUCCUAAUUGAGAAUUCUAAUCGCGCCUUUUGAUUCUGAAGUAAUUUUUGGAGGUGAAAUUUGGUCCAGCUACAUUUUCGUUUCCAUUGUUUGCAAAGACCUGUAAACAAAGGUCAUUCCAGAUUUUUUAAUGUGCAAUUUUACCGUAGAAAAUCCAUCCAUUGUUCUUUCGUAGAUUUUUUUCGUUCAUGUUUUCGUUUACAUGUAUGAUAAUAACAGUUUUCAACUUUUAAUCAUGUUGAUCCUAAUCUUUGAUCUAUCCUACUAUAUUUCAUUGUCUAAUCGAAUUAAGCUCAACUUUUGCUAAAGUCAAAUAUAUAUUUAGUAAUCACUAUCUACAUUUUGAAUCGUAAAUAUAUCAUAUUUGUGAAUCUUGUAGCACCACUGUCAUGUGGAUCUGCCAGCUCAACGUAUGGAUCUGAUCAGAUGGCCAAUUCAGCUUUCCCUAGGGAUGUGACUAUUUUUGGCGUAUACUUAGAAAUGAUUCUAAUAAAAUGGCUAUUGAGUAAUUAUUCCCCCCACACUUUUCCAUUUUGUUUUGCUAGUACCGCUCUUUCUUCUGUUCUUCUUUCAUUGUUAGCUGCAAAUGGGGCCCUUUAGUUCUUUUUUUCUAAUCAUGAUAUUGAUGGUACAAGGAACUCUGUGAGAGGCAUAGCACAAAAUUGGCCGUAGUGAGAUUAGUCAAUUUCCAGAUGAUUCUGUCCUUUCCUUUUUCGUAUCAAUCUUUCAUGAGGAUCCAAUACUUGGCUUGAAUUGGAUUGGGAUGCCUUAUCCUGAUUAGAAUUGUCUGAGUCUGGAAAUCAUGUGUGCUCGACAUUAGGUAAGCAUGAUUGGCUCCUAUCUUCGUGUUUUGUAGAUUAUUUCAGGAGAAUUGAAGGAAGUGUUUUUGUGCUGUAUCAUAUAGAUCUUCGUUUGGUUCCUGCUGCACCUAAUUGUAGGAGUUUUCCAAUUCGUUAAAAAUCACCCAAUGAUGGUGCAAGCUAUUCCUUGUAAGCUAUGACUUUUAUAAAGUUUGUGUACAUUUUUUACUUCGUUUUGUGAUUGUUUAUAUGUUGGCUCACAGGACAAUCCGAAUCAGGAGGCAUUGAUUCCCUCAAUAUACAGAUUCUUUUUUCUCUGGAUGCCAUCAGCAUCUGCAUAAUUUCCGAUCUUUAUCGUGUUUGUAUUUUUCUGUAGCACAAAGAAAAAUCUAUUCAGUAUUCAUGCAUAUGUUUGAUCUCUCGUGAAAAAAUAUUUACUCUUUCGUCCUGAUAAUAUUAGUUAUGCUUAUGUUCUUUCAAUUUUUGCUUCUGUGUUUCAAUCGAUUUUUUGUGGCAUGAGCCUUCUACACACCAACAAUGAGAACGUUGCAUGUUCUUGUAUAGUUGUUUUAGCUUGUCCUGGGUUGGUUAUCUCUAUUAUCAAACUACAUUGUUGAUCUACUCGUGCUGUAUGCUGCUGUCUUCUGAGUGUUGAUUCAACUAAUGAUUGCAUCUCUUGUUCCUUAAAUUAGAACCGGCCAGCAGAACUCAUUGCUAAGUUUCUCGAUGAGAAGCUUCGGGCUGGUAACAAAGGUACAUCUGAAGAAGAAUUGGAAGGAACUCUUGAUAAAGUUCUAGUUUUAUUCAGAUUCAUACAAGUAAGCCACUUUAAUGCGCUUUUCGCUGUUUUUCUUUUUCUUUUUAUUGAAGCUGUAAUGAAAUAUGAAAUAAUUUUUUUCCCCAUGAAAAGUCAGAGGUAUUUACUUUUGUAUUGUUUUCUACUUCUUUCUUGCGUUUUCUUUUGCUAAACGUUUCGUCUUUUAUGUUAUUCAGGGUAAAGAUGUGUUUGAGGCAUUCUAUAAAAAGGAUCUUGCUAAACGGUUGUUGUUGGGAAAGAGUGCCUCCAUUGAUGCUGAGAAGUCAAUGAUAUCCAAAGUAAUCUAUAUUUUCAGAAAUUUUUUCACGGUUAGAAAAUAAGAAAUUUCAGGAAAUUCUCAUUGCAUUAAUUUUUUCCCUGUUUCAGCUCAAAGCGGAGUGUGGCAGCCAGUUUACAAAUAAAUUGGAGGGGAUGUUUAAGGUUUGAAUGUCUAUAAUUUCUUCUCCUUUUUUAUUGGAUUUUUUUAGUUUGGUACGAUACCCUUUUUCUAUAUAAUCCUUACGUUCCCUGUUAUUUAUUACUCAUAUUACAAGGGUUUAAUUCUAUUACUCCAUACCUUACAAGGGGUUACUGUUAAUCAUAUGAAGCUUUCUCAUUCACCGAGGGUAUGAGUCCUUCCUCCUUGUCCCAAAAGUUUUUGCCUGAUUACUCUAAAUCCAGUCAAGAUACAGAAAAAAAAGACUAGUAGUAUGUUAAAUUUGUGUAUGGUUAGCUUCAAAAUUGAUUAGAAUCAGAAGUAUUGGAAACUGUUGUGAUUCUGUUUAUCACUCCCCUUGCAUUAAUUGGGAUGGCAGUAGGAACUAACCCACAGAAGAAUACAAGGUUUCCCCCUUUUGAGUUAGGAAACCCCCUCCCGUCCGAGCUCAGUGAGAUUAGAGUUUUAUAUGUAGAGAGAGGAAUUCGGAUGAAAUUAGUGAAAUAAAUUUCAGAAAUCCUCUUCUUGUUGACCUCGGGAUGCAAUGCCAUCAUUGUGAUGAGCUUUGGAAAAUUCAAGUCAACCUUGGAAUCUCAGAAGUUAUUCCAAAUGUUUGGUAAUGUUUGAAGGAAUAAUAAUUAUUUUUGGUAAUGUUUUUCUAACAUCUACACACUGUUACGUAUUUUUUUGUCUUUUGACAUAUUUAUUAUUAUGAAUCUGGUCCUUGUUGAUGUUUAGUAAAUGCUUAUAACUUUCUGUGCAGGACUUGUUGACAAAGGAUUUUUGUAUUAUAAGAGCUUUUUUAGGCCUCUAAUUGCCAUUGUUUUAUGACUUCGACAUUUAGUUAUUUAGUAAAUGCCUAUAGGUUUCCUUGUAUAGCUCCUUUUUGUGAGUUUUUUCAUUCUUUACCCUGAGAACGAUAAAUAUGGAUGUUUACUUUUCUAAGAUAAAAUUGAUAUAAAUUCUAUAUGACUCCAUGGAAAAUUUGGCCAAAUCAUCCUAUGAAAAACUCUAAUUGAUGCAUGUUUUCAUUGACAAACAGUCUACACUUCAAAGUUAAAAUCAAAUGGGAACUAGGACAUAUAAUUUGGAGUUUCUUGAUCUGUAUAUCAAAAGCGGGCUGUCACUGUGUUGUAAAAUUGUCAUUUCCUUGGAUGCCUGAGGAUCAGUCAUUUCAGUUUAGGAGAAAAGUAAAAAAUGGAGGGACACGAUUUUUUUAUGUUGUGCAAGACGAUGACCCAUGUUCUUCUUGCCUGGAAGGAAGUCGAUGAAUUGUACCAGAAGUAGGAAACAAUGGGGUGAUUCUUAGGUAGCUAUGAUUGUUUCAGUAAUGGAAGGUACAGAAUUGGCUUCAGAAAUUCACCGUAAAACCUAUUUUUGUGGAAGGUGGGCCUUUGUACACGAUGAACACUUGAUCGAAUGUAAACGUUGUAAAAAGUAAAGGAUUACUAUAACUUUAGGGGAAUAUUCUGGCAAGCAAAUUAAUCUGACAAAACCUGGAAAUCAUUCAUACAAUGUGUAGGCUUCUUCAAGAUCGUUUAUUUGACCUCUGAUGUUUAUUCGUAUGUCUAUUUUAAUUUUUUUAUUUGCAGAAAUAUUGAGGUUGCUUGCUUUUAUGGGUAUUUCCUGACUUUGUACUAUUGUCUGCCAUCUUAUUAAAUCUAAGAAUUUGGGGUGCAGUAUUUCCGCUGUUUUUUGGUCUUAGAAAUAUCAUUCCCUCCAUUUUUGGCAUCUUUUUUGUGUUCUGGACAUUCAUCCUGUCAUCCUCUGUAUAUGUUCUUCUAAUUUAUUUUCAUGGGAAUCUGUUUCGUUUUGCCUUAAGAUAUCUUCGUGUUUACCUUGGCACACUCCAUUAAGAAAAACAAUAGAUGGGCGUAUUGAACAAAAUUGCCUCACAUAAUCGACUAUUCUUUGGAUGAAACCUCUCUUCUUGCUUGGGUGGCCUUUCUUAUCUGUCUUCUCACUCUGUCCUAGACCCGGCAAUAAUCGGAUGCUGGUGUCACUUGUGUUCUAAAUAUGUUCUGACUCCUCUCUUUCCAAAGUUUUCCUUAAAUUGUCCUCGUCCAGUAAGGAUAGUAUCUACCUUAGCCCUGUCUCUGGCCCCCAGGCAACCGCAGUCUUUUUAGAAAGCGUCUACUUUUUCUGCAUUAGUGCAGCAGAAUCAAGAGGUAGUAUCCUAAUUAUCUGUGUGUAUGUUUUGGAUUUACCAUCAAGUUGUUUGAUUUUAAAAUAUUUAUUAUUAUUCUCCGUCCAAUUUGAGCUCAUAUAACGUCUCGCGAAUGCUUUUACAGGACAUUGAAUUGUCAAAAGAAAUCAAUGAUUCUUUUAAACAGUCAUCUCAAGCGAGGACGAAGCUUCCUUCUGGUAUUGAGAUGAGCGUACAUGUUUUAACAACUGGGUAUGUUUACUUGUUGCCCCUUCCAUAUUUUCUACAAUUGGUCUAUGGUUAUUAUUACUAUUCUGGGACGACAUUUUCCUCUCUGCUGCAUUCACUCUCCAUUGAGACGUGUCGGCAGGUACUGGCCCACAUAUCCACCGAUGGACGUUAGGCUUCCUCAUGAGCUUAAUGUUUACCAGGUAUGUCUAUGAAUACUUUGUUGGCCAUUCUUCAGUGUUUCUCCGGCUCCUGUUUUUUGUCUCCUCAACACAUACUUGUUGACAUGACAGGAUAUAUUCAAGGAAUUCUACUUGAGUAAGCACAGUGGCAGACGCCUGAUGUGGCAGAACUCCUUGGGCCAUUGUGUGCUGAAAGCCCAUUUCCCCAGGGGUAAAAAGGAAUUGGCAGUCUCACUAUUCCAGGUAAAGUUGGGAUGAUGUGAUUGGAAUGGCAUGGAGGAUUGUCGCUAUGAAAAAAAUCAAGCAUCGGUUCCUUGCAUGUUGCAGACUGUCGUUUUGAUGCUGUUCAACGAUGCCCAAAAGCUCACUUUCCAAGACGUCAAGGACUCAACCAGCAUAGAGGAUAAGGAAUUACGCAGGACCCUGCAGUCCCUUGCAUGCGGCAAAGUUCGUGUGCUUCAGAAGGUGAAUUAUUUUCCUCCUAAAUAUCAGCGUUGGGAUCUGCAUUUUAUUACAGUAGAGUGAAUUCUCUUCUUGGGAAUGCUUCUCAGAACCCUAAAGGAAGAGAAGUGGAGGAUGAUGAUGAAUUUGUGUUCAAUGAGGAGUUCAGCGCUCCUCUCUACCGCAUAAAGGUAAGCCACCUUUCCACCGAAAGUCAUUUUCUUUAAUAUAUUUGCCUCGUUCGCAGUCUAACUGGCUGUGCUGUCAGAUCAAUGCGAUACAGAUGAAGGAGACAGUUGAAGAGAAUGCGAGCACAACUGAGAGGGUUUUCCAGGACCGACAGUAUCAGGUCCUCCUCUUCCAUUAUGAUUGAUUCCCAUUGAUCUCCAUGCACCCCAUAUGAUCUGCCUAAACUAUCACUAUCAUCUUCACCCUAAUCAUCAUGAUCGCCAGAAGCCCGCUGGAGGAAAGAAGUGAUACCACACACGAAUGGCCUGCCAUCUGUCUUUUGGCAUUGGUGUGCAUCUAUCUUGGGCACUUAAGUGCUGACAUGGAUUUUUCCUUCAGGUGGACGCGGCCAUUGUCCGCAUCAUGAAGACGAGGAAGAUACUCAGCCACACGCUCCUGAUAACUGAGCUCUUUCAGCAGGUAGCCUUCAUCUCCCUUGCCUCUCAUAGGCUCCCCCUUCUUGAGCGCAGUCUCCAUAACAGAUAUACGCGGGUGUGUGCUGUUUCUCUGCUGGUUUGCAGCUGAAGUUCCCAAUAAAACCGGGUGACAUAAAGAAGAGGAUCGAGAGCCUCAUCGACAGGGAGUACCUUGAGCGGGACAAGAACAACCCGCAAAUAUACAACUACCUCGCGUGA